GUUAUAUUAGCUGCUUUUUUUCUUCCAUAGUGCCCGAAAAGCUUAUAAACAUGUCAAAAAAGAGUGAGAAGGUGCUUAAAAAUACGAUGUGCUGGGAGCUGAAACGGUACGGCCGGUUUGUGCCGAAAAGUGCCGCAGGUGCAGGCGGGACUUCGUGGCGGAUUUUUGACAACACUAAUAGCGCAGGAAAGGUGUUGUUAACUGUAGUGGAGUCAGGACACCUGCUCGUGUCCCAGGACCAGGAACUGCUGGAGGGUUUCUCCCUGGCUGACGCUCCAAGCUUCCUGAAGGUAUCACAGAAGUCAGACAUCUUGCUGUUCCAAAUGAUGGUCAAGGGUGAGGGCCGUAUGUUCCGAGUGCAGUUUGCGGGUGCCAGCAAGGCAGAGACAUUGGAGCAGUGCAAGAGUGCUGCUUCCCAGCUGCAGAAGUAUGUCCCUGUAAGCUCCCAGCAGGACACACCUCCACCCCAUGGUAACAUGCAGCCCACAAUGAAACGCAAAGGAGAAGCACAGACUAGCCCACAAAAGGUGUGUGUUGGAGGGCAACCAGGAAGUUCAGCUGAAGUGGCCCAAGGCUCACUGUCUCUACAGCGGCUUGCACAGUGCUUCCUGGGACAGGGCAGGCUCUCUUUGCCUCUGGCAUACCACCACCAGUCCCUUCCCACCGAAAGCCUUGAGUCUUUCCUACGCCUCUGCCUGCUGGACCACACUUUCCCAUCAUUUGUCGAACAGGUGGAGGCUGAGCUGAACAAGCUGGCCCAAAACUGAAUGCAGCAUCAGGUGGCUGCAGAUGGAUACAUUUACCAGUGUGUGUUCCACUGAUGCCGUCUUGGUGCAUAUAGAUAGGGACUGAAGGUUGUAUUCACAAGUUCAAGUACACAGUUUGCACCAUUCACACAGUGCAUGGUUUAUAUUAAUUUUUUUAUAACGCAACUGACCGGCUUCUAAAAAAAAAUAGAGCAUAAAGAAUUUUUUCAGAGGAUUUAUUUCUUAAAAAUUAUUUGUUUCACAUGUUUGGUAGUGGUUUGUAACCGCCCUCUCUCAGUCCACCCAACUUUAAAUCUUUAGCACUGCAACACACAUGGGCACUGUACUUAUAGAGGAGUCAUGCAGCUACAGUAGUGCAGUACUUAACACCAGCUCAGUAAAAAGUGAUGCCACAACAUUAAAGCUUUAUCGUAGAGAAAAACAAACAGCUCUCACUUCAACAUUGUGUGUCUCUAGAGGAAUAAAUAUUGCAUAGGAUAAUAGCCAUGCUGUACAUAAAUAUUUAAAUAAAGUUAAUAAAGAAAUGAGCAUUACAAAAUGAAAUUUUACAGA
Molecule: messenger RNA, 1319 nt
Organism: Scleropages formosus (Asian bonytongue)
Lineage: Eukaryota; Metazoa; Chordata; Actinopteri; Osteoglossiformes; Osteoglossidae
Gene: rec114
Product: REC114 meiotic recombination protein
Exons: 6
Coding region: 51-767 (238 amino acids)
Source: RefSeq, a predicted model, not a curated record